AUGAAUCUCCUACUCUCAGAUGACUAUCUUCUCCAAGAUUACCCCGAGCACAUCACAAAUACCAUCCGUUCAGGACAUGCGACAACUCUACGUUUUAACCGGCAGGGCGAUUACCUUGCUUCAGGCCGAGUCGAUGGAACCGUUGUAAUUUGGGAUCUGGAUACAAUGGGAGUCGCGAGGAAACUGAGGGGUCACAAUAAGAGCAUCACAGUCACGAGCUGGUCAAGGUGUGGACGGUAUCUUCUCACGGCCUGCCACGGAUGGAAAGCUAUCCUUUGGGACCUUAAGGAUGGAAAGCGUCUACGCGAGGUUCGUCUUCGCGCGCCUGCGUAUAUGGCUGAGCCUCAUCCAUGGAACCACCUUAAAUUUGUCGCCGCGCUAUACGAAGAGCAGCCACUCCUAGUCGACAUAACCGAUCCUGUCGACGUGAAACGUAUACUCCCAUCAGCGGCGAAGCGACCGAGUACCGACGAUGCAGCACUGCGCGAGAAGCAAGCCAAAGAAGAUGCGAAACAAAUGACAACAUCUGCGAUCUGGAGUACAACUGGAGAUCAUGUGCUCGCCGGAACCAACAAAGGCAAGCUCAAUAUCAUCGAUGCAAAGACAUGCGAAAUUAUUUACUCGGAGAAGAUAUGUUCGAGUGCCAUUACCAACCUGCGAUUGACCGUAUCAGGACGUGAGUUAUUAGUCAAUUGCCAAGACCGAAUUAUUCGAACUUUCCGAGUGCCAAAUUUACUGGCCGAGAACCUCGACCUCGAUACACUACAAUUACCACUGGAGCACAAGUUCCAGGACGUUGUCAACAGGCUAUCAUGGAAUCAUGUCACGUUCAGUGCAACUGGUGAAUAUGUAGCAGCCUCGACGUACAACAACCACGAGCUGUACGUAUGGGAGCGCAAUCAUGGCAGUCUGGUUUGUAUGCUCAAGGACCCAAAAGAAGAACAAGGCGUGAUAGAGUGGCACCCAACUCGCGCGCUCUUGGCUGCCUGCGGCCUGGAAACCGGUCGCAUAUACAUAUGGUCUGUUAUCAGCCCGCAAAAAUGGUCGGCGCUGGCGCCUGACUUUGCUGAAGUGGAAGAGAACGUUGAGUACAUUGAGCGGGAAGAUGACUUUGAUAUCUAUGCGCAAGAAGAGAUACACCGACGGCGACUAGAUGCUGAAGAUGAAGAGGUUGAUGUGUUGACACUGGAUCCAUCCAAAACCCUGGACGAGGGAGAAAGCUUUCGGAUGCCAAUUCUGUUUAAUCUCGGGGAGAGCGACAGCGAGGACGAAUUCAUCGCAGUAUCAACCGGCACCAUGAGACGUAGGAGUCCUGGAGAGGGUCAAAGCGAUUUGGAGGAAAAGAUACCCGUUCAGAAAAGCACGGCCGGGAAAAGAGGCCGAAAGCGUUAG
Molecule: messenger RNA, 1392 nt
Organism: Fusarium mangiferae
Lineage: Eukaryota; Fungi; Ascomycota; Sordariomycetes; Hypocreales; Nectriaceae
Exons: 2
Coding region: 1-1392 (463 amino acids)
Cellular component (GO): Set1C/COMPASS complex
Molecular function (GO): protein binding
Source: RefSeq, a predicted model, not a curated record